AUGAAGGCAGCUAAUUUUUCUCUUUCUCUUCCCGCCAAUGAAGAUGAGCAAGCCAAUGACGAUGAGCAAGCCAAUGAUCAAGGCGCAGAUUGGCAUGAAUUUCCAGAUGAUAUCAUGAUUGACAUUAUUAAACGCUUAAACACAAUCGAUCGUCUGAUACUGUCCGGUGUUUGCAAGUCAUGGCGUCGGCUUGCUAAGCAAAAAGAUAUUCCAGUUCAUCAAUUUCCGCUGAUAAUGUUCCCUCGUGAGGCAAACUGCAAGGAUGUCGAAUUCCGCGACUGCUCUACCUAUCGAACAUUUAUAUACAAUCUUCCCGAGUGUAUCUUUCAAACAGGAGCACGGUGCUUCGGUUCUACUAAAGGCUGGCUUUUGAUAGAAACAGUAGAGCAGUCUAAAAGACCGCAAAUUUCCAUGUUAAAUCCAAUUUCUGGAGAAAUUAUAAAACUGCCCUCUAUAACCCCAUUCCAGUCUAACAAAUCUUACUCCAGUUAUAUGUAUACUUCUGUGGAUGCAUUCCUUUCGGAGGUGGAUUUUUUUUUCUUAUCCCUAUCAUGUCGUAUAAUUUCCGCAAUUUUUCACGAUGGGAUAUUAGCAAUUUGCAGAGCGGGUGAUGACGAGUGGAGGAUAAUUGUUGAAGCAGAACAGUUCAACUUUUUUGGAGACAUGUGUUUCUUUGAGGGGACAAUCUAUGUCUUAUAUAAAUUCAGCAAUUAUGAUGAUAAUGUUGUUUUACAACAUGAAGUUAAAUUUUCAGAAACUAGUACAAUCACCAUUAAACUAAUUCCGCAUCCUUAUCGCUCUCAAGUGUUUGAAGAAAAUGGGUCUGUUGUGAACGAUUCGGUGGAUACAUAUAUGGUACAAUCCGAGGGCGAAUUGUUGGUCAUUGAUAGAGUUCUUGUAUGUUCAGCAAUAGAUGAUUAUCCGAGUUUUGAACGGUUAAAAUAUGAUGUUUAUAAGGUAAUUGAUGGCUGUGUUAGCAGUAAGAAGCGUGAUUUAAAAACUGACCGAAUUGUAUUUACAGGAGGAGGGCCAUCUCUCUCAGUUUCUGCUAAAGAUUUUAAUGAGAGUGUAAAAGGGAAUUGCAUUUACUUUUUAGAUGAAGUGAACAAAUAUGGUGUCAAUUUCCCUGGAAUUUGGUGGCUCGACGACGGCAGGACUACAUACCUGUGUCCUCCAAUCAAAUUUGCUGACAAGAUGACUUGGCUUAUGCCAAGUAUAGUUUAG
Messenger RNA from Mercurialis annua (annual mercury), 1224 nucleotides. RefSeq lists its product as uncharacterized. Bases 1 to 1224 code for a protein of 407 amino acids. The record is from RefSeq and is a predicted model, not a curated record. Gene Ontology annotation, molecular function: protein binding. NCBI's taxonomy places the organism in Eukaryota, Viridiplantae, Streptophyta, Magnoliopsida, Malpighiales, Euphorbiaceae. The transcript has a single exon.